ACUACUACUCCCUCUCUCACUCAAAUAAAAACAAAUUAAAAUAAUAAAUAAAAUAAAAUAAUAAAAAGGAAGGUUUCGCUUCUAUAUAGAAAUUGGCGCUCCAGCAGCAUCAUCAAACUUUUUUCGUGCGACGAAGCUUCUUCGUUCGCUCACUUCCGAGAUGCGUCGUUCUGCAUCGAGGAAAACGGGUCAAAGUAAUUCUACGGACUCUCCCGAUCUCUUUCGAUCUGCUUCAGGUAAAGCAUCUUUGAAAGAGAUGGAACGAAUUGACAACCUGUUUUAUACAUAUGCAAAUAAGUCUUCCGGUGUGAUCGACCCAGAAGGAAUUGAAGCUCUUUGUUCAGAUAUGGAAGUCAAUCAUACUGAUGUUAGGGUCCUGAUGUUGGCUUGGAAAAUGAAAGCUGAAAAGCAAGGGUACUUUACCCUGGAGGAGUGGCAAAGAGGCCUCAAAUCACUGAGGGCUGACAAUGUAAAUAAAUUAAAGAAGGCCCUCCCAGAGCUGGAGAAAGAGGUUAAAAGGCCAUCAAACUUUAUGGAUUUCUAUUCCUAUGCAUUCCGGUAUUGCUUGACAGAGGAGAAACAAAAGAGUGUAGACAUAGAGAGUGUCUGUGAACUGCUGGAUCUUGUUUUAGGAUCCCAAUGCCGUGCCCAGGUUGACUAUUUUAUUGAGUAUCUAAAGGUUCAAACUGAUUACAAGGUCAUAAACAUGGAUCAGUGGAUGGGCUUUUUCAGGUUCUGCAAUGAGAUAAGCUUCCCGGACUUCAACAACUAUGAUCCGAAGCUUGCUUGGCCAUUGAUCCUAGACAAUUUUGUAGACUGGAUGAAAGAAAAGCAAGCAUAAACUCGACUUCUUUUAGCCAACUUGAUUCUCAGCUGUAAACUGCCAUUUUUACUUAAGUAGGACUGUUGAAAGUACACAAACCAAACUGGCCCCAGCAUUUUUUCCUUUUUGCAAUCCAGAUUUUAUAUUUAUAUUUCACUUUUAGACAUGAGAGAGUUAUCCUCAAAACUCAUCAGCCUUAUCAUUAUAUGAUGACUGUCAAAUAGCUUUCGACUAUAAUUUAUCGCAAAGAACUGUAGUGAUGGUUGAAGUUUGCUAUGUUGUUGAAUAAACUGUGGAUCAGUUGCAUAGAUGGUAUAGAUGUUUGAUGAAAUUAGUGUAGCAUCGUUUGGUUAUCGUUUCAAAGGUGCUAAUUAAUGUCGAGGUUUGGUUU
Messenger RNA from Pistacia vera, 1214 nucleotides. Its product is annotated as DCN1-like protein 4. Gene Ontology annotation, molecular function: ubiquitin-like protein binding; ubiquitin conjugating enzyme binding; cullin family protein binding. Gene Ontology annotation, cellular component: ubiquitin ligase complex. The coding region runs from base 161 to 841 and encodes 226 amino acids. The record is from RefSeq and is a predicted model, not a curated record. NCBI's taxonomy places the organism in Eukaryota, Viridiplantae, Streptophyta, Magnoliopsida, Sapindales, Anacardiaceae. The transcript is spliced from 11 exons. Gene Ontology annotation, biological process: positive regulation of ubiquitin-protein transferase activity; protein neddylation.